AUGGCUCGUGCAGCGGUCUCCCUCAGCCUCUUCACUCUGGUCCUUACAAACUUGCACCUGUCGAGAGCCAACGACCGGCAUGCAGUGUACUGGAACAGCUCAAACCUCCUGCUUCGGAGGGAGGGCUACACGGUGCAGGUCAGCGUCAACGACUACCUGGACAUCUAUUGCCCGCAUUAUAACAGCAGCCAGCGGGGGACACUAGAGCGCACAGUGGCCGAGCAGUACAUCCUCUACAUGGUGAGCUACAGAGGCUACCGCACAUGUGACCCCGGCCUCGGCUUCAAACGCUGGGAGUGUAACCGGCCCCACGCCCCCCACGCCCCCAUCAAGUUCUCCGAGAAGUUCCAGAGAUACAGCGCCUUCUCUCUGGGCUACGAGUUCAACGUGGGACAGGAGUACUACUACAUCUCCACGCCCACUCAUCACCAUGGCCACAGCUGCCUGAGACUGAGGGUGUACGUCUGCUGCUCCACUGUUUCUCAGUCCGACGAUGACUCCAGUCAGACUUCUCCUGACUACACAGACCGGCCUCACAUCAAAAUACACAACCUCGAUGAAUACAACCCUGAAGUCCCCAAACUGGAGAAGAGUGUGAGCGGCAGCAGUCCGUCCCGGGACCGCCUCCUCCUCACCAUGGCGACGCUGCUGGUCUCCUCGCUGCUGUUGUCCUAG
Messenger RNA from Boleophthalmus pectinirostris (great blue-spotted mudskipper), 675 nucleotides. It is a transcript of the gene efna3a, whose product is annotated as ephrin-A3a. NCBI's taxonomy places the organism in Eukaryota, Metazoa, Chordata, Actinopteri, Gobiiformes, Gobiidae. Gene Ontology annotation, cellular component: plasma membrane. Gene Ontology annotation, molecular function: ephrin receptor binding. Gene Ontology annotation, biological process: axon guidance; ephrin receptor signaling pathway. The transcript is spliced from 5 exons. The record is from RefSeq and is a predicted model, not a curated record. The coding region runs from base 1 to 675 and encodes 224 amino acids.